UUUGCGCACCUUCCGAGCAGCAACCUGCACUGAUUUAUUCAAAAGGCCGCCAGUUUUCAACGUCGUCUGCGCAACGUUGUUUUCUAGGCACAAAUCGACUUCAAAUAAAUUGGAUGACAGAGAUACUGUCAUGAUGCUAUGUGCAGUUACUGACCCAAAUGGUGUUCAGGAGAGACGUGGUAGGAAAUUGAAGCGCCGUGUAUACAGGAAUAAAGGACCCAAUUACCUGUGGCAUAUGGACGGUUACGACAAAUUAAAACCAUAUGGUUUUGCUUGUCAUGCUUGCAUUGAUGGAUUUUCUCGUCGAAUUCUGUGGUUGCAUGUUGCUAUAACUAACAAUCAACCUGAUGUUAUUGCUGGGUACUUUCUUGCUUGCAUUGAAGCUCUUGGAGGUUGCCCUAAGAUUAUAAGAGCAGAUGGAACUGUUGCUUCUUUACGAUGAGUGUUCUGACAUGAUUGCAAAGAUGAGUUUUCUGGCGAAAAGCAUUCAUGUAUGGACCAUCAACUGCCAAUCAGGUUAAUGGCAUUGUUCAAAGUUAAGCACUUCAUCUGUGCUUAUGACAUUG
This is a messenger RNA of Corticium candelabrum, 566 nucleotides long. RefSeq lists its product as uncharacterized. NCBI's taxonomy places the organism in Eukaryota, Metazoa, Porifera, Homoscleromorpha, Homosclerophorida, Plakinidae. The coding region runs from base 131 to 442 and encodes 103 amino acids. The transcript has 5 exons. The record is from RefSeq and is a predicted model, not a curated record.